AUGGCACAAGGGAACCAGACCAGCAGUUUUGAGUUCCUCCUCUGGGGACUCUCAGAGAGGCCAGAGCAGCAAGGUGCCCUCUUCCUGGUAUUCCUGUGCAUGUACUUGGUCACUGUGACUGGCAACCUGCUCAUCAUCCUGGCCAUUGCUACUGACACACGUCUCCACAUGCCCAUGUACUUCUUCCUUGCCAGCCUGUCCAGUGCAGACAUCCUUUUCGUCUCCACCACUGUGCCAAAGGCCCUCGUGAACAUCCAGACCCAGAGCAAAUCUAUUUCCUAUGGGGGAUGCCUGACCCAGCUCUACUUCUUCUUGACUUUUGGGGACAUGGACAGCUUUCUCUUGGCCACAAUGGCCUAUGACCGCUAUGUGGCCAUCUGCCAACCUCUCCACUACACGAUGAUUAUGAGCCCCCUCCGCUGCAUCUUCCUGAUCACUGUCUGCUGGACCCUUACAAAUAUUACCUCUUUGAUCCAGACCAUACUCACACUUCAACUUUCCUUCUGCUCUAACAGAAUUAUUCCUGACUUCUACUGUGAUCUACAACCCUUGAUAAAGUUGGCUUGCUCUGACACUAAGGUCAAUGACCUUUCACUCCUCUUGCUUGGGGGAACAUGCAUUUUAGUCCCCUUUACACUCAUCCUGAUCUCUUAUAUCCGCAUUGUUACAGCCAUUCUCAGGCUCCCCUCUGCCCAGGGGAGGCGCAAGGCCUUCUCUACCUGUGGGUCUCAUCUUGCUGUUGUUGCCCUGUUCUUUGGAACAGUGAUCAGGGCUUAUCUGUGCCCCUCACCCCCUUCCUCCAACUCAGUGGAAAAGAAUACAGCAGCUGCUGUGAUGUACACAGUGGUGACUCCCCUGCUGAACCCCUUCAUUUACAGCCUGCGGAACAAGGACAUGAAGGGAGCUCUGGGGGUUCUUUUCAGGGGAAAAGUCUCCUUCUUGAGGGGGCAGUAA
Talpa occidentalis (Iberian mole) is the source of this 954-nucleotide messenger RNA. Its product is annotated as olfactory receptor 1P1-like. The record is from RefSeq and is a predicted model, not a curated record. Gene Ontology annotation, molecular function: G protein-coupled receptor activity; olfactory receptor activity. Bases 1 to 954 code for a protein of 317 amino acids. Gene Ontology annotation, biological process: G protein-coupled receptor signaling pathway. Lineage: Eukaryota; Metazoa; Chordata; Mammalia; Eulipotyphla; Talpidae. The transcript has a single exon. Gene Ontology annotation, cellular component: membrane.